Molecule: messenger RNA, 1077 nt
Organism: Monascus purpureus
Lineage: Eukaryota; Fungi; Ascomycota; Eurotiomycetes; Eurotiales; Aspergillaceae
Source: the annotation of a GenBank genome assembly
AUGGCCAUGGCUAGCGUUACGUCUGAUCUGCCUGUUACUCCUCCUCUGCCUGCUACUAUGAAGGCUCUCCGAUAUGAGAAGCCGGAGGUCUAUGGCCUUGUCGAAAUCCCUUUGCCUAGUAUUCGCGACAAUGAUGUUCUGAUCAAGGUCAAGGCCUGCGGUGUCUGCGGUACUGAUCUUCAUAUCCAUGAAGGGGAGUUCCUUGCCAAGUUUCCUCUGGUGCCUGGCCAUGAAACCGUCGGUGUCGUUGCUGCCGUCGGUCCCAAGGUCAAGGGCUUCAAGGUCGGGGAUCGUGUCGUCGCCGACAACUCUGAGCUUUGUGGAGAGUGCUUCUACUGCCGUCGUGGCGAGGAGCUGCUCUGUGAGCAUUUCCAGGCACACGGUGUCACCAUGAAUGGCGGAUUCGCCGAGUACUGUGCCUACCCUGCUGGCAGGGUAUUCAAGAUCAAGAAUCUGUCCGAUGUCGACGCUACCCUUUUAGAACCCGCGUCCUGCGCUGCUCACGGUCUUGACAAGAUUGCUCCCAAGAUGGGCUCUUCCGUCCUCCUUUUCGGUGCUGGCCCUACUGGUCUGAUCCUUGCUCAGAUGCUCCGCCUUAACGGUGGAUGCCACGUUGUGGUUGCUGCCCCGGCAGGUCUGAAGAUGGAUUUGGCCAGGUCUCUCGACGCAGGCGACGAGUACAUUGAACUCUCCCGCACCGAUCCAGCUGCCCAGUUCGCCCAAAUCCAUGAGGAGAACCCGUAUGGCUUCGACAUUGUCGUCGAGGCUACUGGCAGUGCCAAGAUCCUCGAGGACGCCAUCAACUACGUCCGUCGCGGCGGUAAACUUGUCGUGUAUGGCGUGUAUGCCAACAGUGCCCGCGUUUCAUGGCCGCCUAGCAAGAUCUUUGGCGACGAAAUCACCAUCAUCGGUAGCUUCUCCGAGGUCUACAAGUUCCCCGCUGCCAUUAGUUACCUCGACUCGGGAAAGGUCAAGGUCAACGGCAUCGUAAACAAGGUCUUCACGAUCGAAGAGUGGGACCAAUGUCUGGAAGCACUCAGGAAUAAAUCCGCCAUCAAAGCUGCUAUUACCUUCUAG